Molecule: messenger RNA, 3132 nt
Organism: Esox lucius (northern pike)
Lineage: Eukaryota; Metazoa; Chordata; Actinopteri; Esociformes; Esocidae
Gene: rbm19
Product: RNA binding motif protein 19
Exons: 22
Coding region: 97-2832 (911 amino acids)
Molecular function (GO): RNA binding
Source: RefSeq, a predicted model, not a curated record
GGUUAGCAAUGGCAACCUAGUUCAAGCGUCCAUGCGUGUGUUGUUGACAUUUGUUAUUUCAUCUUUAGUGUAUUGUCAUCAUUUAGGUUAUGAAAAAUGUCGAGAUUAAUAGUCAAAAACCUUCCAAACGGGAUGAAAGAGGAGCGGUUUAAGGGGAUGUUUGCUGCCUUUGGAACCCUGACCGACUGCGACCUGAAGUUCACCAAGGAUGGCAAGUUUCGCAAGUUCGGAUUUGUGGGCUUCAAGACUGAAGAGGAUGCAGACAAGGCUCUGAAACAUUUUAAUAAAAGCUUUGUGGACACGUCCAGAGUAACGGUGGAGAUGUGCAAAUCUUUUGGGGACCCCACUAAGGCCAGAGCCUGGAGUAAACACACCCGUGUCUCAGCUAAAGGCCCUGUGGAGAAUGUUAAGGAGAAGAAAAAGGAAUCAUCCAAUAUUCUAGGCAAGCUGGAGGAUGAUGAGGGUUUCCAGGAGUUUGUAUCAGUGCAUCAGAAUCGUAAGCAGGUCCCUGUCUGGGCCAAUGACACGCUGCCCCAAUCAGCAGCCUCUGACAUAGGCAAGGAGAAGAAGAGGAAGAAGAAGCCUGACUCGGAUGAUUACCUUAACUUUGACUCUGAUGAGUCCGAUGAGGAACAGGAGGAGGAGGAGGAGGUGGAGGAGGAGGAGGAGGAUGAGGGAAACCAAGGUGCUAGUAAGGAGGCCCUGAAGUCAGGCCUGUCUGAUAUGGACUACCUGCGUUCCAAAGUGGCUCAUACAGAGGUUGCUGAGGAGGAUGGAGACAAGUCUGUCCAUUUGAUGCAGACUGACAGUUCUUAUGAGAGUGGAGACAAAGACAGUAAUCGGAAGGUCACAGCACCAACCCCUUCACUGGAUAAAAGCCCGGGCAAGCCUGGCAAAAAGCAGGAGACCGAGCCCACCACUGAGUUCACAGUGAAACUGAGAGGAUGUCCUUUCAAUGUCAAAGAGCAACAAGUUCGAGAGUUCAUGACUCCUCUGAAGCCUGUAGCCAUUCGAAUCCUUAAGAACACAACAGGAAACAGAACCGGGUAUAUAUAUGUGGACCUGCACUCAGAGGAGGAAGUGAAAAAAGCUCUGAAGAAGAACAAAGAUUACAUGGGGGGGCGCUAUAUUGAGGUGUUUCCAACACGCGGCAGGGGUGAGUGGCAGUCAGAGAGGCGGGAGAAAGUGAGUGAGAGGAGCUUCACCCGGGAGCUAAAGGAGGAUGAAGUGGAAGAAGAUAUAGCAGAGUCAGGAAGACUCUUUAUAAGAAACCUGCCCUACACCUGCACAGAAGAGGAGCUUCAAGACCUCUUUUCCAAGCACGGUCCUCUGUCUGAGGUGGUCUUCCCCAUUGACAAUCUGACCAAGAAGCCUAAAGGGUUUGCCUUUGUCUCUUACAUGAUCCCUGAGAACGCAGUGACAGCUCUGGCUGAGCUGGAUGGACACAUAUUCCAGGGUAGGAUUCUGCACCUUCUUCCAUCCACUCUGAAGAAGGAGAAGUCUGAUGGUGCCCACUCCGGCCCAGGCUCAUCCUCCUACAAACGCCAGAAAGAUGCCAAGGACAAAGCAGCUAGUUCCAGCUCCCAUAACUGGAACACGCUGUUUCUGGGUACCAGUGCUGUCGCAGAUGCUAUUGCUGAAAAAUACAACACCACCAAGAGCCAAGUCCUGGACCAUGAGUCCAAGGGGAGUGUAGCAGUGAGGAUGGCUCUGGGAGAGACUCAGAUUGUCCAGGAGACUCGCCAAUUCCUGCUAGAUAACCACGUCUGUCUGGACUCCUUCAGUCAGGCAGCAGGGCCUCGAAGCACAUGUGUGUUCCUGGUGAAGAACCUUCCAGCGGGGGUGACGGUCGGAGACCUGGAGGCGUUGUUCUCGCCACAUGGCACCCUGGGUAGAGUACUGCUUCCACCUGCAGGCUUAACUGCCAUCAUAGAAUACCUGGAGCCUACAGAGGCCAAACGAGCCUUCACAAGACUGGCAUAUAGCAAGUUCCAGCACAUCCCCUUAUACCUAGAGUGGGCGCCGAUAGGAGUGUUCUCAGCUCCCGUGCCCAGCAAGACACUUCAAUCUGUACCAGAACCCACCUCGAAAACCACAGAACAGGAGGAGGAGGAAGCAGAAGAAGAAGAAGAAGAAGCAGAAGCAGGAUCUACACUCUUCAUCAAGAACCUUAACUUUACUACAACAGAGGAGACAUUGCGAGAGACUUUCUCCAAAUGUGGCACAGUGAAGUCCUGUACCAUCUCCCAAAAAAAAGACAAGUCUGGUCGGCUCUUGUCGAUGGGCUAUGGCUUUGUCACCUAUCAGACGAAGAAGGCAGCAGAGAAGGCCUUAAGGCAGCUACAGCACUGUAGUGUGGAUGAUCACCAGUUGGAGUUGAAAGUUUCUGAGAAAGCCACCAAGUCUACGGUAGUGUCUCGUAAGAAGCAGGCCGAGAAGAAACAGACCAGCUCUAAGAUCCUUGUACGCAAUGUCCCCUUCCAGGCCACUGUCAGGGAGAUACGAGAGCUCUUCUGCACCUUUGGGGAACUGAAAACGGUUCGUCUGCCAAAGAAGGUGUCUGGUACUGGGACCGGGGCUCAUCGUGGGUUUGGUUUCGUAGACUUCCUAACAAAACAGGAUGCCAAGAAAGCAUUCUCAGCGUUGUGCCACAGCACCCAUCUGUAUGGGCGACGGCUGGUUCUAGAGUGGGCAGAUGCCGAAGAUACUGUGGAGACCCUACGUAGAAAAACAGCAGAGCAUUUCCACGACACCACUAAGAAGAAACGGAAAACUGAGGUAAUGGAGGAGAUUAUGGAGACGUUAGAAACUGGAGGGACGGAGGAUGACUGAGUCCCUAACCACAACCCAACCCUGUGGCCCAUGCGGGAAUGAUUGACUGCAUCGUCAAGACCUGAGUGAAAGGAGAACUAAUCCGAUAGAGCGAAAAGUGGCUGAAGGAUAAUGUUUUGUCAGUAAUUCUGCACAGAACCUUUUCAAGCGAAUUCUCUCAAUCAUACAGAAGGACUUUGACAGAGCGUUUUUUUUUUAACAAGUGUGUGCACAAAUUUGUCAGUAAGAUAGGUCUGUCAGUGAUGUGGGACUGAUGACAGUGUGAUUGAUUCAUAGUAAACAAUUACAUGUUAACCAUUU